AUGCGUCACGUCGGCAUAUCCCUGAUCGAAGCCGAAUAUCGUAAUUCGCCCAUCGUAUUCAUCCAUGCUUUGUUGCAAAGGAACAACGAAGGAAAGAAAAUUGUUGUCCAUCCAGUGGGACAAAGCAUACAUACGGCGUCGUCAGAUGAUUUGAACGAUCCCAGCGGACAUUGUUGGCAACGGCUUCCAUCCGGUGACCGUUGCAAUCCAGGUGAACACUUCUCUUGA
Necator americanus (New World hookworm) is the source of this 228-nucleotide messenger RNA. RefSeq lists its product as uncharacterized. The record is from RefSeq and is a predicted model, not a curated record. Bases 1 to 228 code for a protein of 75 amino acids. The transcript has 4 exons. NCBI's taxonomy places the organism in Eukaryota, Metazoa, Nematoda, Chromadorea, Rhabditida, Ancylostomatidae.